This is a messenger RNA of Cervus elaphus (red deer), 1221 nucleotides long. Its product is annotated as myeloid-associated differentiation marker-like. NCBI's taxonomy places the organism in Eukaryota, Metazoa, Chordata, Mammalia, Artiodactyla, Cervidae. The transcript is spliced from 3 exons. Bases 148 to 981 code for a protein of 277 amino acids. The record is from RefSeq and is a predicted model, not a curated record. Gene Ontology annotation, cellular component: cell-cell junction; plasma membrane.
AGCCUCAGCUGACACUGAACCCUGAACUUUUUCUACUUGUCUGACUCAAUCCACCUCCUGAGCUCCUUCACGAAGACCACAGCCCUCCUGACGUCAGUGAUCCGCGUGAACACGUGGUCAUCCUCAGGCCUGAGCUCUGUGACCAUCAUGGGCUUCUUCUUCCGCCUGCUGCAGCUGCUCUCCACCUGUGUGGCCUUAUCCCUGGUGGCCAGCGAGAACGCUUGGAAUGCGGACCUAAGUAACUGGUCAAUGUUCAUCUGGUGCUUCUGCUUCACCGUGACCCUCCUCAGUCUCAUAGUUGAAUUAUGUAAAAUCCAGGAGAAACUUUCUUGGUCCUGGGACAACUUUAUCAUCGCCUACACCUGCUUCUCUGCCCUCGUCUGCCUCUCAGCCUCCAUCAUGUACCCCAUCAUCCAUUUUCAGCUGUUGAGUUAUGGCACCCAGCAGAACCAUGCUAUCGCUGCCACUGCGUUCUCCUGUAUUGCUUCAGUGGCUUACGCCGUGGAAGCAGUCUGGACCUGUGUCAAGACGAGUGAGUCCUUCUGCUCCUUUAUCGGCCUGCUCAAAAAGCUAGAGAUCACUGUGGCCUGUGCCAUCCUCGCCUUCAUCAGCAACACCUUCCUGUACAUGCACCACCCGGCCCUGGUGUGGUGUGUGGCUGUGUACUCCAUCUGCUUCAUCCUGCGGGUCAUAUCCAUAUUGUGGUACCGGUGUGACUGUCAUGAGAGUCUGCCCUCCUCCAGUGCUGUGUUUGGGCAGACUGUGUUCUCCGUCCUCCUCUACAUCUCUGCUGUUGUCCUCUGGCCUCUCUAUCAGUUCAACGAGCAGUUUGGCGGGAAUCCCCAGCGGUCUGGAGAUGCAAGCUGCAAUGCUGGGUAUAGUGUGUGCCACUGGGACCAACAACUGGCUGUAGCCAUCCUGACAGCCAUCAACCUGCUGAUUUACGUGGUUGACCUGGUGAUCUCGGCCUCCCUGAUCUGAGGCUCUGCCCAGAGGCUCCUGAUUCCCUCUUCUCACCGGAGGUUUCUUUACCGAGCUCUUACAUUCUCUGACGUCUUCUUUCUGGCUCCCUCUCUCCCUCCUCACAUCCUUCCCCACUCAUCUCGCUCUCUUUGCUGUUUCCUUCCCUCCUUCUGCUCUGUCUCCUUCCUGUUUUGUGUGUUUCCUCAUAUCCUGUUUUGCAUCUUUCUCUUGCUGCUCUCAUCUUUUCUACAUUUUCUG